GUGUGUGAGUUUUUUUUUGUAAUGAAUAAGCAUGCCAAAUUCAUCUCUAUUUUUAAACUGCUGUUUAUAUUUUGCACCACUUACAUGAAUAAUAAUAUAACAUCUAAUAAAGCGCACCCUCCUAGGUUGUAACCACUCGCGAAAUAGAACAACCUUCAUAAGAAAACGAUAAAAAUACUUUUUUAUCGUUUGUAAAAACACUUUUUUAAGAAAAUUUGUAUACAGGUAAUAUCAGUUGUUCCAACUGGUUGCCUUAAUUAUGAUACCUAUAGUUAUUGGUAAUAAAAUUAACUUGUCACACAAAACUUACUCUUGGGACUUUGUAUAGGAAGUAUUAUAUUUGUUCUUUCUUUUAUUUUGAUGAAACUUGUUUACUUUCAAGAGUUGUAUCACCACCUAAAGAGGGUUUUCAUUUAAGAAUAACACUUUGUUUAAACUAUCACCAAGGAAAGGCUUUCUCUAGCAGCUUAUUAAUUAAUUCUAUAUUCAAGUGUACCGGUCAUACAAAGCCAAUACUUUUAAUUAGGUACUGAAUUGUCACUAUGACGAAGACAUUUUGAUAUUUUACAAACCUGGUUACUUAUAUGCAAAUUGAACUUAGAGACAUUUUUGGCGAUCUAAAUCGGUUAGUCCCGCUAUGGUAUGGUCCCGGUAUGGCACCCUCUUAAAAUACCUAUCAAAAAGUCCCGCUAUGGUACCCUUCAGUUUUUGGUACUGUUGUAAAGAAAACUUAUACAAUGCGUUAAGAAAAAAAUAGUAUUAAUAAAAAAUAUCUUUUCUUAACUAUUAUAGUUAAGCAAGAUAAUAUUUAUUAAUACUAUUUUUUAAACAAAUCACGCUCGGUAAUUGUCGUUUCACUUCAGGUAGUUACCUGACCAACCGGUUUUUUCGUAAAACAAUAGAGACGAGCCCUUCCUCGAAUUCGUAUCUAGCUCUUCCCUUUUGUUUUUAUGAAAAUAGAGAGAGACAGUAUUAUUCCGGGUUUAGUUUGCUAUUUGCAGCUGUACUUUUGCGAUAUGAGUAAUUAGGAUAGCUUGUUAGUUUAUCUAUUGCAAUGUCUGGGUCAAGUAGUUCACGUGGUGUAAAUUUAAUAAUUAUUGACAGUCGACGCGGUGGAAAAACUUUAUUACGUGCCGGACAUAAAUAUAUUAAACGCAGAGAAAAUAAAAAUUCAAGUACUUGGCAUUGUGUAAAUAGGAGAAAUAGUAUUAAAUGUAGUGGAUAUAUAACUAUUGAGAAUACCAAUAAUACAAUAAUUAAAGAUUAUAAACACAGUGAUCAGUGCGUGCCACAUUUUGAAGACAAUGAAGUUCAAAUGGCUAUAAGUGAGUGCAAAAAAGACGUAAAUUCAAAUUACGGAUCAGUACAGAAAAUUUUCGAAAAACACAUGGGUAACUUAAAAGACAAAGGGUUACACCUUACAGGAAAUGUUCCUGACUAUAAAAAAUUAAAAACAGUAUUAUACAGACACCGAAAUAAGUCGUUGAACGUACCAAAAACACAAUUUAAGAAUGUGGAUGAAAUUAUAAUACCAGAAGAAUUUAAUAAGUAUGUAUUGGCUGAUUAUUGUAAUGAAGACUGUAAUCGAAUAAUUAUAUUUUCCUCGACAGAAGUAAAGGAACAUAUAAAAUGUGUAACGCAUUACUUUGGUGAUGGCACUUUCGACGGCUGCCCAAACCCAUUCGAACAAGUUUAUGUCAUUCAUGGAGACAUGGGAAGCACUGACUUAUCCACGAAUGUAGCACCAUUAUUUUAUAUUCUGUUAAAAAACAAAGAAGGGAAAACUUAUGAAAAAGUUUUCGAAUUGAUUAAACAAACUUUGCCUGAAUGGCGUCCAUCGAAAUUUACCUUCGAUUAUGAAAUAGGAGUAAUAAAUGCAGCAGCGAAGAUUUUUUCUGAUAUCAAAAUAAAUGGAUGUAACGUACAUUUUCAAAAGAACGUUAUCAAAAAAGCGAAAUCUUUAAAUCUCAUGGAACACGAAGAGUCCUCGAACCAUGUUAAGCAAUGCAUAGGCUUGGCGUUUUUGCCAAAACAAGAUAUUGAAGACGGCUGGCUGCAUAUAAUGGAAAAUAGUUUCGACGAUGAAGCUAUGACCAAAUUCAAUGACUAUUUUGUCACUCAGUGGCUUGAAUAUCCAGACCUCAUUUGGUGUUGCCAUAAUGAACGCCAUAGAACAACUAACUUGGCGGAAUCAUGGAAUGGCAGAUUCAACAAAAUUAUUGGAAAAAAUCCCAGUUUAUUAUUGUUUCUGCAAACAAUUGGCAACGACACAUGUCACUUUGAUAUAAAACAAGCCAACUUUCGACUAAAAAGAUCACCUAUAAAUUCAAGAAAAAGAACAAGUAUAGAAAUCGACCGCCAGAUUCAAAAGCUAACAAAAAGUUACGAAAAUAAAGCUAUCUCCAUUGGUGAUUUUCUGAUUAACAUAUCAAAGUCAAUAUUUCGAUCAGAACAUUUAAAAAAAUAGUUUAUUUUAAUUUUGUUUUUAGCCUAUUAAAAUGUUUAAUACUUUUUCUCGAUGUUGAUUAUUUUUUGUAGUUUAUGUUUACAAUUUGCGCCUUUUUCUCCAUGUUGAUUAUUUGUAAUUAAUAUAUUUGUCUAGUUGGUUGUUGAUUAUUUUUGUAGUUUAUAUAAAUUUACAAUUACUGCCUUUUCUCAAUGUUGAUUAUUUGUAACUAAUAUUUAUGUCUGGAUGUUGUUUUUAUUUGUAGUUUAUAAUAUUUACAGUAAUACUUUUCUGAGAUGUGGAUUUUUUAUAUUUUUUUUAUUGUUG
Trichoplusia ni (cabbage looper) is the source of this 2773-nucleotide messenger RNA. RefSeq lists its product as uncharacterized. The transcript is spliced from 3 exons. Bases 1055 to 2467 code for a protein of 470 amino acids. The record is from RefSeq and is a predicted model, not a curated record. NCBI's taxonomy places the organism in Eukaryota, Metazoa, Arthropoda, Insecta, Lepidoptera, Noctuidae.